ACACUCAAAAGGACGAAAUCACAUUGUCGGAAAAGAAAGAAAAGCUUAAUUGAAAUCACUUGUCCCUUAAUAUAUUGAUAGGUGCCGAAUCUGAGCCGUCAAAAUCACUGGACUUAAUGCCCCACAUUUUCAUUUCCAAAUGACGUGAACCUUUGCUUCCUUAGUUCCUCUCUUGCGGAGUAUCAUAACGAACUCACUUCUCACUCUCCUUCCAUUCCGUUUUUCUGCAAAAUCACCAGCAAAUCCUUCUUCUUCUUUUCUUUUAUUUUCUCUUUCUUUCUAAUUUUUCCUCCUUUAUUUUGAAAAUCUAAUCCACAAAAUCAAUGGCGACUGCUUCUCCAUCGACUCCAAGCUUCUCAGCUUCCUUCUGCUGCAAACGCUCCGUGUUUAAUCCUCUGACUCGUUGCUUCCCGUCCGUAGCUUUAACUCAAUGGACUCGCUCGCCAACUCACCGACUCGUCAUUUCCUCGCGCGUCAACUCAAAAUCCUCGGGAGCUGGCGGCUCUGUUUCUCCUGACAACGGCGACGAGUUCAACCUGUACGAGAUGCCAAAGCAAUUUGGAGCGGAGCAGAGUAAGAAGAAGGGAUCGUCGGUGUUCGUGAUGCUUCCCGUAGGCGCAGUGGAAGUUGAGGGCAAGGUUCGGAGGAAAAAGAUCAUGUUCCACUCGUUGAAAGCGCUGGCCGCAUCCGGAGUCGAGGGCGUGGUAAUAGAGGUUUGGUGGGGCCUGGUGGAGAGGGACCUCCCUCAGGUUUACAAUUGGCAACCAUAUUUAGAACUUGUGGAGAUGGCGGAGGAGUCUGGCUUGAAGGUGAGGGCUGUCCUGGCCUUUCACCAGUGCGGAAAUGGACCUGAAGAUCCGUACUGGGUUCCUCUUCCCCGAUGGGUGCUUGAAGAGAUUGAUAAAAAUCCAGAUUUAGCUUACUGUGAUAGGUUUGGAAGAAGGAACAAGGAAUACAUAUCCCUAGGGUGUGAUACUCUUCCUGUUCUAAGGGGACGAUCACCAAUCCAAGCCUAUGCAGAUUUUAUGAGGAACUUCAGAGAUACUUUCAGGCCUUUACUUGGUGGUGUCAUUGCGGGAAUCCAAGUUGGGAUGGGUCCUGCAGGUGAAUUAAGAUAUCCUUCCUGCCCAUCAAAGAAGCUUGCUUGGGCUUGGCAUUCACGUGAACUUGGAGAGUUUCAGUGCUAUGAUAAGUAUAUGCUUGCAUCUCUCCAUGCUUGUGCUCAUGAAGUUGGAAUGCAUGAAUGGGGAAGUGGAGGCCCAAUUGGUGCUGGUAGUUUGAUUCAAGAUCCUGAGAAUUCUGAAUUUUUCAGAAGAAAUGAUGGAUCUUGGAACACACCCUAUGGUAAAUUUUUUCUUGAGUGGUACUCGGGGAUGCUACUGCUUCAUGGGCAAAGGAUAUGCAUGGAUGUUGAGAACAUUUUUCGUGGUAUUGAGAUGAAUAAAUCUGCGAAAGUGGCUGGGAUACACUGGCAUUAUGGCAUAGAGUCUCAUCCAUCUGAGUUAACAGCUGGCUACUAUAAUACUUCGGCUAGAGAUGGGUUCCUUCCAAUUACUGAAAUGUUCAGUAGGUAUAGAUUUACAUUGUGCUGCUCAGGUUUUGAAAAGCUUGAUAUGGAAGAGAAACAGUUGAACCCAUUAAGCAGUCCAGAAGAUUUUCUUAGGCAGUUGUUAUGGUCUGCUAGGAUUUGUCGUAUCCCUGUGGAAGGCGAAAAUUCUGCUCCUACUUGGGAUCAUAAAUCGUUUCAACAGGUGCUAAAGAUGAGAAAGUUCUACUCAUAUGGCCUGAAAAACGCUUCCUUUUCCUUCAACUUUGUGAGAAUGGACAAGCACAUGUUUGAAGGGCAUAAUUGGAUUAGCUUCACUCGUUUUGUGAGGCAAAUGUCAGAUGAUGAUCUUUUUCGAGCCAAACUAGAGUUUGGAGAUGAUAUACUAUCUUUGAUGUUAGAUGAUGCAAACACUUGGGCAGCUUUUGCCUGCGGUUGACGAAGCUUCAUCUCAUAUCCACCACCAAGGCAAAUCUUGGUACUUUAACGUCCAUUUCAUGUAUAUAACUUGCAGUAGUACAUAAUUCAGUACUCUCUUUCUCUCUUUAGCCACAUUUUUAAUGAUUUCCCCCUACCCUGACCGAGCUAUUUUGAGGUGUUACCUUGCCUACAUUUUUGAAGUGGUUGGCUUCAUAGUUCAUAUUGUUUUGUACAUUUCCACUUGGCAUGAAGAUAAAUUUUUUACUUCUAGUAUCACACUAGCACGUAGCACUUUGGUACUCUUUAUUGAUGCGAAUGAAAUCUCAGUUCCUGCUGGCCAGGGUUCAGAUUAGUUUAUAGCUUUGGCCAGGGUUCAGCCAUAUUACUUCA
Molecule: messenger RNA, 2356 nt
Organism: Jatropha curcas
Lineage: Eukaryota; Viridiplantae; Streptophyta; Magnoliopsida; Malpighiales; Euphorbiaceae
Product: beta-amylase 3, chloroplastic
Biological process (GO): polysaccharide catabolic process
Molecular function (GO): beta-amylase activity
Source: RefSeq, a predicted model, not a curated record